This is a messenger RNA of Cotesia glomerata, 1923 nucleotides long. RefSeq names its product ethanolaminephosphotransferase 1-like. Lineage: Eukaryota; Metazoa; Arthropoda; Insecta; Hymenoptera; Braconidae. Gene Ontology annotation, biological process: phosphatidylethanolamine biosynthetic process. Gene Ontology annotation, cellular component: endoplasmic reticulum membrane; Golgi apparatus. Gene Ontology annotation, molecular function: ethanolaminephosphotransferase activity. The record is from RefSeq and is a predicted model, not a curated record. The transcript is spliced from 3 exons. Bases 358 to 1530 code for a protein of 390 amino acids.
UCACAAAACGAACGCAUGCGUAAAAAUAAUCCAGCGACGAGGAAAAAUUGUUAAACUCGCGACUCGGCGAUCUCCAACGCGAUGUGCUCAAGAUCACUAGCAACCGAUGCAACGUAGAAUAGUUGGUUAAUUUAUUUUUUUACGUUGUGUACUUAGUGUAAAGUUUAAGCCACAAAUACUAACUAACAACAAUAAACCUAACCACAUAUCUAGUAUAAAAACAAUAAUAAUAACAACCAAUCACUCGAUGUAACUCGUACAUUUAUUGAAUGUAGCUGGUAGGUCUAGUCGUCAAUUAAAAACGUGUAGUUAGUUUAUAAAUUUGUUAACUGAAAGUAUCUAUUAAAAGUUAUAAAAAUGACUCGAUUAAAUCUUCAAGUAAAUUACUUGACUCAAGAGCAUCUCACUGGUUUUGAAAAUUACAAGUACAGCUGCUUGGAUACCAGUCCUCUCAGCAUUUAUGUUAUGCACCCAUGGUGGAACAAGGUUAUCACUUGGUGUCCAAAAUGGGUAGCUCCAAACUUAUUAACCUUCUCAGGAUUCCUCUUCACAGUAGUGAACUUUCUAAUGUUCGCCUACUACGAUUACUAUUACUACGCAUCGAGUGAUGACCACCCGGAAUACCCAGCGAUACCCCAACUGGUAUUUCUGCUAGCUGCAUUCAAUAUCUUCAUGGCGUACACCUUGGACGGUAUCGACGGUAAGCAGGCGCGACGAACCCAGACCUCAGGUCCCUUGGGAGAGCUGUUCGACCACGGACUGGACAGCUGGACCGCGAUGCUGAUAACAGUCGGCAUAUACUCAGUAUUCGGUCGUACCGAUCACAGUAUCCCUCCUCUGAGGAUGUACUUUGUCCUCUGGAACAUCAUGAUAAACUUCUACCUGAGUCACUGGGAGAAGUACAACACCGGAGUAUUAUUUCUUCCCUGGGGCUACGACGCCUCCAUGCUUGCUACAAUCCUGCUGUUUAUCGUCACCGGCAUCCUGGGCCACGGCUUCUGGAAAAUGGAUCUUCCCGGAGGUUUCAACGCUGGCAUGCUCUUCGAAGUAGUUCUCUACGUAAGUGCGAUGGUCUCGAACGUCCCAGUCAUCAUAUGGAACAUAAUAAAGUCUUACCGAGACAAGACCGGGAAAAACCGGAGCUUCAUCGAAGCCAUGAGACCUCUAGUGCCUCUUGUUAUAUUAGUCAGCAUUUCUACAUACUGGGUGACACACUCUCCGACAAACAUUAUGGAGAAAGACCCGAGAAUUAUUUACUUUGCAACUGGGACGAUAUUUUCCAACAUCUGCUGUCGUCUGAUCGUGUCGCAGAUGAGCAACACCAGGUGCGAAAUCCUGCCCUGGAUCUUGCUGCCGCUGGGUGUUGCGGUAAUUUUUUCCUACGUAGCGCCCAGCUACGAUUUACAAAUAAUGUACUUGACUGCUCUAGUUGCCCUCGCUGCUCACAUACACUACGGGAGCUGUGUGGUGCGCCAGAUGUGUCAACACUUCCGUAUAAACACAUUCCGCAUUCGCGAACAUUCAGAAUGACUACUUGCCGACGAUGCGUGCUAAAAAUGAAGAAUUACACUUUUAUAAUGGAUCAAUAGAUCUUACACACGUUUAUUGCCAUUUAUUUUUAAAUACGUAUUUAUAUGUACUUGUAAUCAAUCAAAACCAACUCUACUAGUACGUCUAUUGAUAAUCCAAUUGUCUUUCUUCAUUGAUUCUUUUUUUUUUUUUUUUUUUUUUUUUUAAUUAUUUUUUUUUGGUCUUUUAUAAAUUUAUAAAUUUAUUCUGUUUGUUUGGCUCGUGUGUAGGUUCAUUUUUAUGUGCCUUCAUUUUUAUCAUGUAUCGUCUCUCGGACGUUAUUAUAAUUAUUAUUAUUUUAGUAAGUAAUUUAUUUUAAGGGGGAACAUUGUGACGGUCGAAAAAAAAAGUGUU